AUGAAUAAUUAUUUAUCACAAUUUGAAUUAUUACCAAAUGAAAUUUUAAUUGAAUUAUUUCAAUAUUUCAAUGCUCAAGAUCUUUUUCAAGCAUUUAUUAAUCUUAAUAUUCGUUUCAAUAGAUUAAUUCAAUCAUUUCAUAAUUUAAAACUUGUUUUUUAUUUGAAACAAUCAAAUAAAAAUCUUAUUACUAAUAAUCAUAUAUUUUCUUUAUAUGUCUAUACACUCAUUGUUGAUUCUAAUGUUGAUAUUAAUCUUAAUCAAUUUUCAAAUAUUCAUCAAGAACUCAAUUUAAUAUACAUAGAAACAUUAUCAACAAAUCAUAAAUCAUUAUCUUUACCUUCACUUCGUAUUUUAAAAGUUCGAUUUAUUAAUUUAUCGAUUUAUCAAACAAUAUUAUCUAGUUGUCCAAAUUUAUAUUAUUUUCAAUUAUCUAUAUUUACUUCUGAAGAAUAUUUAUUAAAUAUUCAAACACAUAAUAAACUUAAAAAAUUAAUAAUUCGAAUUAGUGAUGUUAUAUGGCCUUGGAAUGAUCAUUUAUUUAAUUGUUAUUUAUCAAGUGUACCAAAUCUUGAACAAUUUAAUAUUCAUCGUUUAUUAUAUAUAUCAAGAAUAACAGAAUCUUUUAUAAAUUAUAAUUGGUUUGCAUCAAUAAUUUCUAUUCAUUUACAAAAACUUCAACAUUUUUAUUUCUAUUUACGUACUUCUCAAUCGAAAUAUAUAAAUAAAAUUAAUACAGAAAAAAUUCUUAAUCAAUUAAAUGAAACUUUUCUUAAAGUACAUAAUAAUGAUCAAUAUCAAUCUCGAUUAAUUAUUGAAUGUUCAUAG
Molecule: messenger RNA, 828 nt
Organism: Rotaria sordida
Lineage: Eukaryota; Metazoa; Rotifera; Eurotatoria; Philodinida; Philodinidae
Source: the annotation of a GenBank genome assembly